GGUUUGGGUGCAUACUACAAGGCCAACUGGCCAAAGAACCCGCUGGCGCCACUCGACACUAGUUGUGGGAAAGCGGGCAAGACAGUGGGCGAGGCCGUGGGCGAGGCGUCCUGCCUGCUUGCGGUGGGCCGGAGGAGCCUGCGCCUGGGGCCCUACCCUGCUGUGCGGCGUGCGAUUCGGGUGUGGAGAAACGGCCCGGGCCGCUUGGCCAUGGCCCCGAGGACCCUGGACUACUGACGGCCCGUGUCACUGGUGAAAUUAGCGAUGGAGCGGGGGGCCUGCGGAGACCCGGUGCGCGGUGCUCAGGGCUGCGCACAGCAUCCAGCAAAAACGGCGAGUCGCCGGGUCGAUUCGGGCCUGGAGCGCCCGGAUACGGCUGGCGACGGCCAUCCUCAACAUGGCGUUGCCGGGGCGAGAAACGGCCCACCUUCCGCAGAAAAUACCCAGGGCCAGUUCCAGGGCCAGUUCCAGGGCCAGCUUCAGGGCCCUCGUGCGCGCUCCAGGCCCCAGGCCCAGGCCCGCACCAGACUGCCAUGUUCCAGGGCCACACCCAGGGCCACCCAGGCCCGCACUGGUGCCCGCACUGGGCCCGCGCCAGGCUCGCGCCUGCACCUCUGCACCAGCAUCGGGCCUGCUCAGCUUCGCAUCCCCACCACCCAUCCGCCCCCAUCUCCGCCUGUCUUCGCCAUCUGCCCCCACGCCCAUCUCCCCCACGCCCGCCACCACCACACCGCCAUGGCCGACAGAGGACGGCCCACCAAAUGGGGCGGCAAGUCCGCGCGCUUCGUCGAGCUCGGCGGCCUCAAGUUGGACACCAUCGUCACGGGCCACUUGACCCAGGAACAGAUCAACGCGUACCAGCAGUAUUUCCGCGUCGAGGAGAUCUCGCACCUCUUGCGCAGGGCCCGGGCGCCCGGCGCGUCGCUCCCGCUCGUGUUGCCGUCCGCCAGGGUGCCCGCGUUCAAGCGGGACCCGUCGCCGCCGCCCCAGUACGACGCCAGCGGCAACCGCACCAACACGCGCGAGCUCCGCACACACGAGCGGCUCGACAAGGAGCGGCACGCGCUCGUGGAGCUCGCGGCCACCACGAUCAAGAACUACGACCCGCCCGCGGACUACAAGCGGCCGGCCAAGACCCUGGAGAAGUUGUACAUCCCGAUCCAGGACUACCCGCACAUCAACUUCGUGGGCUUGCUCCUCGGGCCGCGCGGCAACACGUUGCGCCAGCUCCAGGAGGACUCGGGCGCGCGCCUCGCCAUCCGCGGCAAGGGCUCCGUCAAGGACGGCAAGCUGGCGGACUCCGGCGGGCCGCUGGCGCCGGAGGACGGCUUGCACGUGGUCAUCACCGCGGACACCUCGGCCAAGAUCCAGCGGGCCGUGGCGCUCACCAACGAAGUCAUCGAGAAGGCCGUGUCGUCGCCGGUGGGCCAGAACGACUUGAAGCGCGACCAGCUCCGCGAGUUGGCCGUGUUGAACGGCACGCUCCGCGAGACGAAGCCCUACGUGCCGCCGGAGCUCUUCGGCGCCCAGCGCCGCCCGCCGGGCCGCGACAUCGCCCUGAUCGUGUGCCGUGUGUGCGGCAGCGUCGGGCACUACUCACGUGACUGCACGCUCCGCCGCCUGGGCCCGCCCGUGGACUCCUACAGCCCGGACGCGCCGCCGAAGCGUCCCCACGCCGACGAUGCGCCGCCCUGGGCCAGCCACACGUAUCCGCCCGUGGGUGUUCUGGCACACGCCCCGAGUGCGGCGUACGGGCAGUCGCCCGCCUGGCAAACCGGGCCGUUCAGUGGCCCGCCGAGCGGCCUUCCGUACGGCUCGCAGCACGGCCUUCAGCGCACGCACGCGCCGCCUGCGCUCUCGCAAUAUGGCUCGCCUGGCCACGCGCUCCGGGCCCCUCAGAUACCCCAGACUGGCCCGCCGCCCUUGCCGAUGCCGCUGCGCACACCCACGGCCGCGCCUCCUUUGCCGGGCCAUCCCUCUGCGAACGGAGGCGUUCCGAGCACGCGGCUUGCGCGGCCACCGCCACCGCCGCCCGCGUUCGUUGCCCCGCCGCCGCCGCCACUCAGAAAGCCAGCCCCGCCUCCUCCUCCACCACCCUCCUCGGGAGCCAGUGUGCCUAAGCCCCCGCCACCGCCGCCACCCUCGGGAUGAACCAGUGCGUACUUUCACUGAACCCUGUUGUCGGCGUCGGCAUGAAGAUUGGACAGUGCCAUCUCACUCUUUCGGAUGUACGAGUGGCCGGGGUGCGUUGAGCAUGGAGCCCAAA
Messenger RNA from Metschnikowia bicuspidata var. bicuspidata NRRL YB-4993, 2266 nucleotides. Its product is annotated as mRNA splicing protein. Lineage: Eukaryota; Fungi; Ascomycota; Pichiomycetes; Serinales; Metschnikowiaceae. The transcript has 2 exons. The record is from RefSeq and is a predicted model, not a curated record. The coding region runs from base 265 to 2151 and encodes 628 amino acids. Gene Ontology annotation, cellular component: nucleus. Gene Ontology annotation, biological process: regulation of mRNA splicing, via spliceosome. Gene Ontology annotation, molecular function: zinc ion binding; mRNA binding.